Messenger RNA from Saprolegnia diclina VS20, 2490 nucleotides. RefSeq lists its product as hypothetical. Lineage: Eukaryota; Oomycota; Saprolegniomycetes; Saprolegniales; Saprolegniaceae. Gene Ontology annotation, biological process: endoplasmic reticulum to Golgi vesicle-mediated transport; COPII-coated vesicle cargo loading; intracellular protein transport. The coding region runs from base 1 to 2490 and encodes 829 amino acids. The transcript has 10 exons. Gene Ontology annotation, molecular function: zinc ion binding; SNARE binding. Gene Ontology annotation, cellular component: COPII vesicle coat; endoplasmic reticulum exit site. The record is from RefSeq and is a predicted model, not a curated record.
AUGGGUCAAGGCCCUCCGAUGGGUCAAGGCCCGCCGAUGGGUCAAGGCCCGCCGAUGGGUCAAGGCCCGCCGAUGGGUCAAGGCCCUCCCGGUCCGAUGUACCAGGGUGCUCCCACGAACCAAGGUCCACCUGGUCCGCCGGGACAGUACCCGCAAGGGCAGUACCCACCGGCGCAGCAGGGCGGGAUUCCGAGUGGGGACUUUCACCAGGGCGGGUAUGGCCAGCAAAUGCCGCCGCCUGGCGCCAUCUCGGAAGCGUCCUUGGCGGCGCAGUGCGACCCUCGCUUUAUGCGCAUGACGGUGAACGCGCUCCCGCACUCGCAAGAGCACGCGACCAAGUCGGCCCUGCCAAUGGGUGUCAUCAUCCAGCCCCUCGCCGAGCCCGAAGGCGGCAAGGAGCUGCCAGUCGUCAACUUUGGCGCUACGGGUGUUGUCCGCUGCAAGUCGUGCCGCACGUACAUCAACCCGUUCGUGCAGUGGGUCGACAACGGCCGCCGGUGGCGCUGUAACCUCUGCGGUGUCUCCAACGACGUGCCGAGCUCGUACUUUUGCCAUUUGGGUCCGGACGGCCAGCGCCAAGACAAGGACGAGCGUCCGGAGCUGUGCGGCAGUGUCGAGAUUGUUGCGUCGUCCGAGUACAUGAUGCGACCGCCGACGCCGCCCGUCUACGUCUUUGUCAUUGACGUCUCGGCGCAGGCCAUUGCAAGUGGCAUGGUGCAAGUGGCCGCCGAAACGAUCCAGUCGCAGCUCGACAGUCUCCCGGGCGACCCGCGCACGCGCUUUGGCUUGAUUACCUACGACAGCGCGGUGCAUUUCUACAACCUCAAGGCCGGCUUGAAGACGCCGCAGAUGAUGAUCGUCCCCGACAUCAACGAGCUCUUCAUUCCGAUUCCGGACGAGCUCCUCGUCAACCUCAGCGACUCGCGGGAUGUGAUUGAGAGCUUAUUGGAGAUGCUGCCGCGUAUGCACCAAGGCACGCGCAACCCCGACACGUGCUUGGGCCCGGCGAUUCGCGCCGCCUUCCGUCUCAUGACCUCGGUGGGCGGCAAGAUGCUCGUGUUCCAGAGCUCGCUCCCGACAGCGGGCCAGGGCGCGCUCAAGCACCGCGAAGAUACGCGCCUCCUUGGCACGGACAAGGAGCACAAUUUACUCAACGCUGUCGACACGUUUUACCGCAAGAACGCGAUCGAGUUUUGCCGGCAGCAAGUCAGCGUCGACACGUUCCUCUUUUCGCCGCAGUACACGGACUUUGCGUCGCUCGGGUGCAUGUCCAAGUACUCGGCCGGCCAAGUGUUUUACUACCCCAACUUCUCGGCGUCUGUCGAUGGCGACAAGUUUGCGGCCGAAUUGCAGCACUGCUUGACGCGCGAGACGGGGUGGGAGGCCGUCAUGCGCGUCCGUGCGACCAAGGGCAUGCGCCUCUCCAACUUUUACGGCAACUCGUUCUUGCGCGGCCCGGACCUCCUCGCGCUCCCCAACGUCCAUCGCGACGCCGCUUUUGCGAUCGAGCUCGAGCACAACGACGCGCUCUUGACGGCCAGCGUCAUCUGCGUCCAGUCGGCGCUGCUCUACACCACGUCGUGCGGUGAGCGCCGCAUCCGCGUGCACACGCUCGCCGUGCCUGUGACCAAGCUGUAUGCCGAGGUCUUCCGGUCCGUCGACGUUGACGCGAUGUGCAAUUUGAUCGCCAAAAACGCCCUCGAGGUCGCGCUCAAGAGCGGUCUCAACACGGCGCGCACCAAGCUGCAGACGAUUGCGUCGGACAUUGCGCGCGCAUACCGCACGAGCGGUGCGUACGGGGCCAACCCGAGCACGGGCUACCAGCUCCAGCUGCCCGAGUCUCUGCAGUUGCUGCCGCUGUACAUUAUGUCGCUCAUGAAGAACCCGGCGUUCCGCGGCGGCAACGACAUUGGCUCGGACGAGCGGUCGGCGUGGCAGUAUACGCUCAACAACCUCUCGGUGACGCUGUCCCGGACGUUUAUUUACCCGCGCCUCUUCUCGCUCCUCGAGAUGCCCCAAGAAGCCGGCCUGCCUAUCGCCGAAGGCGAGCUCCCGCCGGGCGUGACGACGGCCGGUGCGCAACAGAUCCAGCUGCCGCCCGUGGUCAACCUCUCGGUGGACCGGCUCAACACGGAAGGCGCCUUCUUGCUGGACGACACGGUGUCGCUGCACCUCUGGCUCGGCCGCAACGUCUCGCCUCGCUUCCUCCAGAGCCUCUUUGGCACCGACACCAUCGACGGCGUGGACUCGCGCGAACUCCAGCUUGUCGAGCCCACAGACGACCUUGGCACGCGCCUGCACAACAUUUUCUCAGCGAUCCGCGAAGACCGCCCGGCCUUCCUCAAGCUCCACGUGCUGCGCGAAGGCGCGCCGGGCGAAGGUCGCUUCUUCUGGAAGCUAGUCGAAGAUCGCGCGAGCUUCAACGGCGGCACGUACUCGUACGCCGAGUUCCUCGGGCAAACCAACCGCGCGAGCCAAGGCGGCAAGUAA